AUGGGGUGUGCUUCCUUUCAUGGUGCUUCUCACAGUCCUUGGGUCAUCCUCAAUGACUUUGGUGGUGAGUCGCGCUUGCUCAUUGCUCAGAACCUCGUCUCGAACGCUCGUCAAGACCACCGCACACCACACUCGAAAUCAUACUCACUCUUCCACUCCGUUCCCUCCUAACAGGUGCUUUCGCAAUGGGAGCCGUCGGUGGUACAGUCUGGCACGGGAUAAAAGGUGCUCGCAACUCGCCCCGAGGCGAUCGUCUGAUCGGCUCGCUCAGCGCCAUCAAAGCCCGUGCACCCGUCGUCGGCGGCAACUUUGGCGUUUGGGGUGGCUUGUUCUCGACGUUCGAUUGCGCGGUCAAAGGCUAUCGACAGAAGGAGGAUCCGUAUAAUGCCAUCAUCUCGGGCUUCUUGACCGGUGGAACGUUGGCCGUUCGAAGUGAGUGGAUCCUGGAGCUUUGGCCCGACCAAGGUACGUGGAGGAUGUGGACUCAUGGACGUCGUGCUUUUGAUUGACUUGCAGGUGGCCCCAAGGGAAUGUUGGGCGGUGCGAUCGGUUGUGCGAUCCUGUUGGGUGUCUUCGAAGGCGUCGGCGUCUUGGUCGGAAGGUCAGCUUUUCACCGUUCCUCAGAUCCGGGAUCCGGGAUCCGGGAGGCUUUAGCCACGUCCAGAUCGACUCCAGGAACUAACGUCUUGGCGCUUUGAAUUCAUCUCUACAGGUUAUUCGCAGAAAACAACAAGCCCAUUUCGCCGCUCUUGCCGGAGAACAACUCGCCGCCACCACCGCCACCGGCACUCGUACCCGCUUAA
This is a messenger RNA of Microbotryum saponariae, 803 nucleotides long. The record is from the annotation of a GenBank genome assembly. Lineage: Eukaryota; Fungi; Basidiomycota; Microbotryomycetes; Microbotryales; Microbotryaceae.